Oppiella nova is the source of this 840-nucleotide messenger RNA. NCBI's taxonomy places the organism in Eukaryota, Metazoa, Arthropoda, Arachnida, Sarcoptiformes, Oppiidae. The record is from the annotation of a GenBank genome assembly.
AUGCCAUUCCUAUUGCUAUUCAUAAUUCCCAUUUGUUUUACUAUAUUAACCCUCCAGUUAAGUGUCAUUAAAAGGGACAGGAAUCAGAUUAAUAACAUGGAUUACCUGGAUAUAGUCUAUUGCCCUAAUAAUAGCUACACGAAUACGCUUAUGGAGAGAGCGGGUGACUAUUUCGCCACAAAAUAUCGGCACAGGAUCAUUCGUGCAAUUGCUGUAAAUAGCGAGCAAAACAUGAGUUCAUUUAUUAGUCGUCAAGUACUCGAAGAGAAACGACAAAUACGGGGUUUUAUAGCCAUUGAUUUCGGUGCUGAUUGGCACCGGGGACAGGUAGAUGCUAAUGGGGCCCAACCACCAGAGCACCUACACUACUCAUUGAGCAUCAAAGGCGCUGAAUAUAAUAACGGCGAGGAUUAUGAUCACCGCUUAAUCCAACCUAAGGUGCUAGUUUACCUAAAAUAUGAUAAUUACCGCAAUCCGUACGACAUUUACAUUGAGUCGUGUUUUUGCAAAAUACAAGUCGCUAUAGAUUUGGCGCACAUUUCACUCGUGAGUAACACGAGUGUCGAUAAUAUCGAUGUUUAUCAUCAGUUCAUGCCAUUACCCGUGAACUAUAUCAAUGAAAAUACACUUUACAUCCGGGAAAACCUAUAUUAUUGGGCAAUUAUUAUCAUACUAUUCGCGCUGUUAGUUAUGCUACCGGUGUCUGUCAAACGUAUUGUGGAGGACAGACAGACACGGAUUACGGACUACUUAUUUCAAUUAGGAAUCUCCAGAGCCCACCACUGGAUCACUAUUAUCAUAGACUCCCUGACCGUUAUCGGCCGGCGCCAAUUGGUCUAA